CUUCCCUUAUUUACUUAAACAUAUCUUUGUCUUUUUAUGCCGAGACACCUCCGUGGUAUCCAACUUAAGUUUUCAGCCGGGUUAUUUUUCGGCCAGGCGGAGUACUCUAACCACCUCUGUCUUCUGUGGAUAACUAUAUCAACUCACGCAUCACAAAUAUAAAUAUUUCAAAUAACAUACAUUUAUAAGUUUAAAAAAAACACCAUAAGUUAAUAAGUGUAAAGUGCAUUUCAAAAGUAUAAAUUUAAAAUUAAUAUCUAAGUAAAAUUGUGUCAGUGCUCAAGUGAAAUUUUACUCCAAUAAAAAAAUCAUUUUUUUUUUAAAUCUAGAUAGAGAGAUAUAAGAGAGAGAAGAAUAAAUUGUUUAUGAUAACGCAUGCGCAGCUUCCUAGAAGGGGUUGAAUUCCACAGAAGACUAACACUAGCUUUUUCAUCCCUCCAACCAGACGUUUGUUGAUUGUUGAACAGGGUUGCUAUCAUAUCAGAAAAUUCCGUAAUAGUCAGUCGUCGAACGGACGUUUGGACGUUAAGAUCUGGUACACCGCCUGCAGAAUCUGCUGGUAGUGUAACACAAAAACAUGCAGACACGCGGUUGGUUUACGUGACUUAUGAUUAUUAAGUGUGUUAAAUAAAAUUGGAUUAUCGCAACGAUAUAUAACAUUGAUAGUCGUCGUGGAGGGAGACAAAGACUUAAGGAAACGUCAUCAGAGUCAGACCUACUCUCUGAUCUCUAUAAAAUACACGAGGUCUGAGGAUGGCUGACAGCGAGGGUGGAUCCGAACAGGAUGAUGUUUCAUUCCUUCGUACGGAGGAUAUGGUAUGUUUAUCCUGUACAGCUACAGGAGAAAGAGUUUGUCUUGCAGCUGAAGGAUUUGGUAAUCGACAUUGUUUUCUAGAAAAUAUUGCAGACAAGAAUGUACCACCAGAUCUUUCGCAAUGUGUCUUUGUAAUAGAACAAGCUCUCUCCGUACGAGCUUUACAAGAAUUAGUCACAGCAGCUGGUUCAGAGACGCAACAAGACACCCUUGGUAAAGGUACAGGAUCAGGACAUCGUACAUUACUUUACGGAAAUGCAAUUUUACUCAGGCAUCAAAACAGUGACAUGUACCUCGCCUGUCUGUCAACAAGUUCAUCCAAUGACAAAUUGUCGUUUGAUGUUGGUCUACAAGAGCACUCUCAAGGAGAGGCUUGUUGGUGGACAGUACAUCCAGCAUCAAAACAAAGAUCCGAGGGUGAAAAAGUUCGUGUUGGUGACGACCUUAUUCUUGUUUCCGUUGCUACUGAAAGAUAUUUGCAUACAACAAAAGAAAAUAAUUUAUCAGUGGUAAAUGCAUCAUUUCACGUGACACAUUGGUCAGUUCAACCCUACGGAACUGGAAUCAGUAGAAUGAAAUACGUUGGUUACGUAUUCGGUGGUGACGUUCUUAGAUUUUUUCACGGAGGUGAUGAAUGCUUGACAAUUCCAUCUACUUGGAGUACUUCACCUGGUCAAAACCUUGUUAUUUACGAAGGAGGUAGUGUUAUGAGUCAAGCACGAUCGCUAUGGCGUUUAGAAUUAGCACGUACCAAAUGGGCCGGUGGUUUUAUCAAUUGGUUACAUCCAAUGCGAAUAAGACAUCUAACAACAGGACGUUAUCUUGGUGUUAAAGAGAAUAACGAACUCUACCUAGUCGAUAGAAAUGAAGGUACAAUUGAAACUUCGACCUUCUGGCUACGUCAGGAGAAGGACGAUCAAAAAAUAGUCCUCGAGGAUAAGGAUCUUGAGGUCAUUGGUUUGCCAAUAAUUAAAUAUGGUGAUUCAACAGUUAUCAUGCAGCAUGCUACAACAUGUCUUUGGGUUUCUUAUAAGUCUUACGAGACUAAGAAGAAAGGUGUGGGUAAAGUGGAAGAAAAGCAAGCAGUUUUACAUGAGGAAGGUAAGAUGGACGACGGUUUAGACUUCUCAAGGUCUCAAGAAGAAGAAUCGCGUACGGCGAGGGUCAUUCGUAAAUGCAGUAGCCUUUUUACUCAAUUUAUCACAGGCCUAGAAACGUUACAGGUUGACAGAAGGGCUUCAAUGUUUUUUCAAAAUGUCAAUCUUAAUGAAAUGGUCAUGUGUUUAGAGGAUUUGAUUAAUUAUUUCGCUCAGCCUGAAGAUGAUAUGGAGCAUGAGGAAAAACAAAAUAGAUUUCGCGCUCUACGAAAUCGACAGGAUUUAUUCCAAGAGGAAGGAAUUUUAAAUUUGAUAUUGGAAGCUAUUGACAAAAUAAAUGUCAUAACAUCUCAGGGAUUUUUGGUCGCUUUAUUUGGUGACGAAAGUGGACAGGCAUGGGAUCAGAUAUCGGGAUAUUUGUAUCAAUUAUUAGCAGCAAUAAUAAAAGGAAAUCAUACAAAUUGUGCUCAGUUCGCUAAUAGCAAUCGUUUGAACUGGUUGUUUAGUCGUUUGGGGUCACAAGCAUCUAGUGAAGGUACUGGAAUGCUUGAUGUACUCCAUUGUGUUCUAAUCGACUCACCGGAAGCGCUAAAUAUGAUGAGGGACGAGCACAUAAAAGUUAUUAUAUCUCUUUUGGAAAAACACGGACGUGAUCCAAAAGUUCUUGACGUUCUCUGCUCACUCUGUGUCGGUAAUGGCGUAGCAGUAAGAUCGUCACAGAAUAAUAUAUGUGAUUUUUUACUUCCUGGUAAAAAUUUACUUCUGCAAACCCAAUUAGUCGAUCAUGUAGCAAGUGUACGGCCAAAUAUUUUUGUCGGUCGUGUUGAAGGUUCAGCAGUUUACCAAAAAUGGUAUUUCGAAGUUACAGUUGAUCAUAUUGAGCAGACAACGCACAUGAUGCCGCACUUGAGGAUCGGAUGGGCCAACACAUCCGGAUACGUUCCAUAUCCUGGGGGCGGUGAGAAAUGGGGUGGGAAUGGCGUCGGGGAUGAUUUAUAUUCAUUUGGAUUUGACGGUGCAUUUCUGUGGACCGGAGGUAGAAAGACACCAGUACUAAACAAUGCAACUGAACCGUAUAUCAGAAAAGGUGACGUUGUUGGAUGUGCGCUAGAUCUAACUGUUCCUGUUAUAACAUUUACAUUCAAUGGAUCAAAUAUAUCUGGAUCAUUUAGAAAUUUCAAUUUAGAUGGAAUGUUUUUUCCUGUAAUAAGUUGCUCGUCAAAAUUAUCAUGUCGUUUUUUGCUGGGUGGUGAUCAAGGCAGAAUGAAAUUCCAACCACCAGAUGAAUUUUCACCGCUCGUUGAAAGUUUGUUACCCCAGCAAAUACUAUCACUGGACCCGUGUUAUUACUUUGGUAAUAUGAAUAAAGUUGUUUUGGCUGGGCCAUGGUCAGUUGAGGAUGACACGGCAUUUGUACCAGCGCCUGUGGAUACGAGUAUGAUUAAUUUGCCGGCUUAUGUUGAACAAAUACGUGACAAGCUGGCUGAAAAUAUUCACGAGAUGUGGGCGAUGAAUAAAAUUGAAGCAGGCUGGAUUUUCGGUGAACAACGCGAUGACAUGAGAAAAAUACAUCCGUGCAUUGUACAAUUUGAAAAACUACCGGCUGCUGAAAAACGUUACGACACACAAUUGGCUGUACAGACACUGAAAACUAUUCUAGCUCUUGGUUAUUACAUCACUGUGGACAAACCUGAACAACGUAUUAAAACACUGAGGCUACCGAACGAACCGUUUCUGCAGAGCAGCGGUUAUAAACCUGCACCACUGGAUUUAAGUGCUAUUACAUUGACACCGAAAAUGGAAGAGUUAGUUGAUCAAUUGGCAGAAAACACCCACAAUUUGUGGGCCAAAGAGAGAAUUAGUCAGGGAUGGACUUACGGGCUUAAUGAAGACUCGGAAAUGAGACGUAGUCCACAUUUAGUGCCUUAUCCUAAAGUUGAUGAAGCUAUUAAAAAAGCUAAUAGAGAUACUGCUAGUGAAACUGUUAGAACGCUUUUAGUUUAUGGAUAUAUGUUAGAUCCACCGACUGGUGAACAGCAUGAAGCAUUAUUGUUAGAAGCAAGUAGACUACGUCAAUUGUGCUUCAGAACGUACAGAGUAGAAAAACAUUACGCAGUAACCAGUGGGAAAUGGUAUUUUGAAUUCGAAGUAUUAACCGCAGGACCAAUGCGAGUCGGAUGGGCAAAAGCCGACUGCAUGCCAGGAAAUAUGCUUGGAAGUGACGACCACACAUGGGCAUUUGAUGGGUACAACGUGACCAAAAUACACGGCGGUAGCGGCGAUUCUUUUGGUUACAAAUACCAAGUGGGUGACGUAGUUGGCUGUUUCAUUGACAUCACGGACAGAACGAUCAGCUUCUCAUUGAAUGGAGAACUUCUUAUGGAUGCACUGGGUGGUGAAACAUCAUUUGCAGACGUUCAAGGUGACUCUUUUGUACCGGCUUUUACACUUGGUGUUGGACAAAAAGCUAAAUUAACAUUUGGGCAGGAUGUUAAUACUUUGAGAUACUUUACAACGUGUGGUCUUCAAGAAGGAUAUGAACCUUUUUGUGUAAAUAUGAAUCGAGCAGUAACAUACUGGUACACAAAAGAUCAACCGAUUUUUGAAAACACUGAUGACAUGAUUGAUACACGAAUUGACGUCGCGAGAAUACCUGCUGGCUCUGACAGUCCACCGUGUCUUAAAAUAUCACACAAUACAUUUGAAACAAUGGAAAAAGCUAAUUGGGAAUUCCUUCGUCUAUCUUUGCCCGUUAUUUGUCAAUCAUCUUUUAUAACGGAGAAUGAAAAAAUGCGACGAUGGCAAGAAAUUAAAAUGCGCCAAAAUAGAUUGUUGAUUGAACAAAAUGAACAAUCACAAGCAGCCACACCAUCAGCUCACAUGGAACAGAUUAUGAGGUCUGGAUUUAGUAUGAGUGACAUUAAAGGAUUACAAAGAAAUUAUUCUGAAGAUGCGGUUGAAGAUGCUGAAAUGAUGAAGGAAUCACCUCUACCACAAAGAAGUAAACCUGCAAGACCACCGAGAAAAAAUUCUCUCUACGAAUCUCAUAAUUUAAAUCACGACGGCGGUAAUGAAGCUGAGAUGAACGGAUUCGAAGAAAUGAAUGGAGACGCUAAAGAUGAUAAGAAAUUGAAACGCGGCAGAUCACCAUUUAGUACGCUCAAAGAAGAAGUGGAAGAGAUUCCAUUUUUUUCACGUAAAGCAAAAUCUCCUGAUGCAAAAUCAAGAACACCAGAGCCAGCUGCGUUACUUGAUAUGGCUGAUAAAACUGGAACAGGUGUUUCAACAUCAAGGCUUUCAAACAAAACGCCUCAAAUCCGCGUAUCAACGACUGAUUUGAAAGUUAUUCCACCGCAAAUCCCUGAACGCAAUGCGCCAAAAGCAAUGUCAGUAAACUUAACUGGAAGUGGAGUAGAAGCAAUUGGAAAUGAAAUUUUCGACGCCGAGUGUUUGAAAUUAAUGAAUGAAUACUUUUACGGAGUAAGAAUAUUUCCUGGACAAGAUCCAACUCAUGUUUACGUCGGUUGGGUAACAUCUCAGUAUCAUCUUCACACUAAAGACUUCAAUCUUUCACGUGUUAGAAAAUCGUCAGUUGUUAUUGUUGAUGAAUACGAGCGUCCUAUCGAACAAGUGGACAGACAGAGUUGUUACAUGGUCCGCGCAGACGAACUUUACAACGAAGUAACUCAAGAUGCCUCAGGAAAAGGAGCUUCCCAGGGAAUGUUUGUCGGUUGUUUUGUAGAUACUGCAACCGGAAUGGUAUCUUUCACUUGUGAAGGCAAAGAAACUAGUCAUAAAUUUAAAAUGGAGCCCGAUACAAAACUAUUUCCCGCGAUAUUCGUCGAAGCCACUAGUAAAGAAAUUCUUCAGAUUGAAUUAGGCCGAACAUCAACGACUCUUCCGCUCUCAGCAGCAGUUCUUCAGAAUUCUGAACGUCACGUGAUCCCGCAAUUCCCACCGCGAUUGAAAGUCCAGUGUCUGAAACCUCAUCAGUGGGCGCGAGUUCCCAAUCAAUCUCUUCAAGUUCAUGCUCUAAAACUUUCUGAUAUCAGAGGUUGGUCAAUGCUUUGUGAAGAUGCCAUUUCAAUGCUUGCUCUUCAUAUUCCCGAAGAGGAUAGAUGUAUUGAUAUACUAGAACUCAUCGAAAUGGACAAACUUCUGAGUUUCCAUGCUCAUACAUUAACUUUGUACGCUGCAUUGUGCUAUCAAUCAAACUAUCGAGCAGCCCACGCGCUUUGUCUUCAUGUCGAUCAAAAACAAUUGUUGUACGCGAUACGUGCUGAAUAUAUGUCAGGUCCACUACGUCAAGGAUUUUAUGACCUUCUUAUUGCUUUACAUCUUGAAUCACAUGCAACGACAAUGGAAAUUUGUAAAAAUGAAUACAUAAUUCCUUUAGGACAAGAAUUGAAAGAUCUUUAUGAAAAUGAAGAAAUGUGCCAUAGUCUAAGGUACUUGGAAACAGAAUCAGUACGACCGCAAAUGAAAAUGACUGAUAUCAGGUUUUUUCCUUCCAGUGAAAACCAAAACAUCGAGAACAUACGCAGCCUCUACAGUCCGUACUUCCCAUUGGAUAUUGUACGAGAUUACGUUAUGAUGGCACUAAACGAAGCGGUUGAAAUAAAUCAAGUGCACAAUCGCGAUCCUAUUGGUGGCAGCAACGAAAAUCUUUUUUUACCUUUAUUAAAACUUACCGAUCGACUAUUACUGGUUGGAAUGUUGAGGAAUGAAGAUAUUGAAAAACUUCUUAUUAUGAUUAAUCCAGAAACUUGGGAUCCAACUUUUGACAAAGAAGGAAAAGAUGAACAUAAAAAAGGAUUAUUGCAUAUGAAAAUGGCUGAAGGAGCAAAAUUACAGAUGUGUUACCUCCUGCAUCAUUUGUGUGACACUCAACUACGUCAUAGAGUUGAAUCAAUAAUCGCAUUCAGUCAUGAUUUCGUUGGAGAACUUCAAGCGGAUCAAUUGCGGCGUUACAUUGAUAUAAAACAAUCCGAUUUACCGUCAGCAGUUGCCGCUAAAAAAACCCGAGAAUAUCGUUGUCCACCACGUGAACAAAUGAACGCAAUAUUGAGUUUUAAAAAUUUAGAAGACGAUGAUCCGGAUAAUAUUCCAUGCGGAGAAGAAUUAAUUGCCAAGAUGAAUGAAUUUCACGGUAAACUUAUGUCAUACGUUUCACUUCAAGCAAUCGAAGAGUCUUCAGAUGCCGCAAAUGAAUCGGCAGAGCCUCCAAAACCGGAAGGCUGGAAAAAAGUUUUUAAUAUUAUUCCCUGGAAAUCACAGGCACUUAUGAUCAAAGAAGUUGAAGAGGAGCAAAAACCAGAAGAAGAACCUGUUAAAAAAACUCCUGAAGAAGUAUUCCGUAAGGUUUUGAUAUCGACUAUUGUCAGUUGGGCUGAAGAAACUCAAAUAGAAACUCCAAAACUUGUGCGUGAAAUGUUUAGUCUUCUUGUACGUCAGUAUGACACAGUAGGAGAAUUAAUAAGAGCCUUGGAAAAGACUUACGUGAUUAAUAGUAAAACAAAAGAUGAUGUUGCUGGUAUGUGGGUGGGUUUAGUUCAAAUUCGUGCAUUGCUGCCAGUUCAAAUGUCCCAAGAAGAGGAAGAAUUAGUACGAGAAAGAUUGUGGAAACUCGUUAAUAAUCACACAUUUUUCCAGCAUCCUGACUUAAUUCGCGUGCUACGUAUUCAUGAAAACGUUAUGGCUAUUAUGAUAAAUACACUGGGACGUCGAUCCCAAGCACAGUCAGAUGCACAAACUCAAGCGCAAAUUACUGAAGGCGAAACACCUUCUAAGGAAAAAGAUACCUCGCAUGAAAUGGUCGUCGCUUGUUGUAGAUUUUUGUGUUAUUUCUGCAGAACUUCGCGACAAAAUCAAAAAGCUAUGUUUGACCAUUUUAAUUUCUUACUUGAAAACAGUAAUAUUUUAUUGUCAAGACCUUCGCUGAGAGGUUCGACGCCUCUAGAUGUCGCUUACUCCUCAUUGAUGGAAAAUACUGAACUUGCGUUGGCUUUACGAGAACAUUAUUUGGAAAAAAUUGCUGUUUAUCUUUCACGUUGUGGUUUGCAAUCAAAUUCAGAGCUUGUGGAAAAAGGAUAUCCGGAUCUUGGAUGGGAUCCUGUUGAAGGCGAACGUUAUCUUGAUUUCUUACGUUUCUGCGUAUGGGUUAAUGGUGAAAGCGUUGAAGAAAAUGCAAAUUUAGUAAUUCGUUUACUGAUCCGACGUCCUGAGUGUCUUGGUCCGGCUUUACGUGGUGAAGGCGAAGGUCUUCUACAAGCGAUAAUCGAAGCAAAUAAAAUGUCCGAGCGUAUCGCAGACCGAAGAAAAGUCCAUGAUGAAGCCGAGGGUAACGCCAUCAUUGCGCAAUUUGAACACCCACUACCUGAGUCCGAUGACGAUGAAGACUAUAUUGAUACUGGAGCAGCUAUUUUGAACUUCUACUGUACACUUGUCGAUUUAUUGGGCCGUUGUGCACCAGAUUCAUCUGUCAUCGAACAAGGAAAAAAUGAAUCAUUGAGAGCACGAGCAAUCUUACGAUCUCUUGUUCCACUGGACGAUCUUCAAGGAGUAUUGUCUUUACGAUUUACUCUUUUGAAUCCAGCGGCUAAUCAGGAGAGACCGAAGAGUGACACUCCGUCAGGAUUAAUUCCAGGACAUAAACAAAGUAUCGUAUUAUUCCUAGAACGAGUUUACGGUAUAGAGACCAAAGAAUUAUUCUUCAAAAUACUCGAAGAAGCUUUUCUACCUGAUCUACGUGCUGCUACGAUGCUAGACAGGAACGAUGGUUAUGAAUCAGACAUGGCACUUGCAAUGAAUCGUUACAUUGGAAAUAGUAUUUUACCUUUAUUAAUUAAACACUCGAAAUUUUAUAAUGAAGCUGAUAAUUACGCUAGUUUACUUGACGCGACACUCCAUACUGUCUAUCGUCUCAGUAAAAAUAGAAUGCUGACUAAAGGACAACGUGAAGCUGUAUCUGAUUUUUUGGUCGCACUGACUAGCCAAAUGCAACCGAGUAUGCUGCUAAAACUUCUCCGCAAACUCACAGUUGACGUUUCUAAGCUAUCAGAGUAUACAACAGUUGCUUUGCGACUUCUUACAUUGCACUACGACCGCUGUGCAAAAUAUUACGGAUCUACUGGCGGCCAGGGUUCAAGUGACGAAGAAAAACGUUUGACGAUGGUGUUAUUCAGUAACAUUUUCGAUUCGUUGUCGAAAAUGGAUUACGAUCCUGAGCUUUUUGGUAAAGCGUUACCAUGUUUAACGGCGAUUGGCUGUGCAUUACCGCCUGAUUAUUCACUAUCAAAGAAUUAUGACGACGAGUGGUACAGCAGUAAAUCAGCCUCCACACAAUCCGCCGACGGACCUUAUAAUCCAGCACCGAUCAAUACGUCAAGUGUCGUCCUUAACAAUGACUUGAAUCAAAUUGUUCAAAAGUUUUCCGAACAUUAUCAUGACGCUUGGGCUAAUCGUAAACUUGAGAAUGGAUGGACGUACGGUGAAUCAUGGUCGGAUGUAAAUAAAACUCAUCCGAGAUUGAAACCCUACAAUAUGUUGAAUGAUUAUGAAAAGGAACGAUACAAAGAACCAGUUAGAGAAAGUUUGAAAGCUCUGCUUGCUAUUGGAUGGAGUGUCGAACAUGCUGAAGUUGAUGUUCCUUCAACAAAUCGUAGCUCUUUGAGACGAUCUUCCAAGAGUCAGAGUGAUGCAGCAAAUCCAUUUAAUUACAAUCCACAUCCAGUUGACAUGACAAAUCUAACAUUAAGCAGAGAAAUGCAAAAUAUGGCUGAAAGAUUAGCUGACAAUGCUCACGAUAUUUGGGCAAAGAAGAAGAAAGAAGAAUUAAUAACUUCUGGAGGAGGAAUCCAUCCACAAUUAGUACCUUACGAUUUACUUACUGACAAAGAAAAACGUAAAGACCGUGAACGUUCGCAAGAAUUUUUGAAAUAUCUUCAGUAUCAAGGUUAUAAACUUCACAAACCAAAUCGCGGAGGUGAGACUGAGGUUGCUGGAGCCGGAGCAGCAGUUGAACUUCGGUUCGCUUAUUCACUUCUUGAAAAAUUGAUCGCUUACUUGGACAAAGCCACCAUUAACAUGAAACUUUUGAAACCAUCUGACACUUACAGUAGACGUAACAGUUUCAAAACUUCAACCCGUGACAUUAAAUUUUUCAGUAAAGUUGUAUUGCCUUUGAUGGAAAAAUACUUUAGUACUCACAGAAAUUAUUUCAUUGCUGUUGCAACGGCGACAAAUAACGUCGGCGCAGCUUCAUUAAAAGAAAAAGAAAUGGUCGCUGCAUUGUUUUGUAAAUUAGCUAGUUUAUUACGAUCAAGACUUGCGGCAUUUGGCGCCGAUGUACGUAUUACUGUACGCUGUCUUCAAGUACUUGUUAAAGGAAUAGAUGCCAAAUCGUUGGUUAAAAAUUGUCCUGAAUUUAUAAGAACGUCUAUGCUAACAUUUUUCAAUAACACUGCUGAUGAUCUCGGUCACACGAUUUUAAAUCUUCAAGAAGGUAAAUACAGUCAUCUUCGUGGCACACAUUUGAAGACAUCAACGUCAUUGUUUUAUAUCAAUAGUGUUGUGUUACCAACACUUACUGCAAUGUUUGAUCAUCUUGCUGUUUGUGAAUAUGGCAGUGAUCUUUUACUUGAUCAAAUUCAAGUGGCGUCAUACAAAAUGUUAGCAUCACUCUAUACAUUAGGAACAGACUCAUCUUUAACCCACGAUCGGAAGUAUCUGAAGACUGAAAUUGAAAGAAAUAAACCAAAUCUAGGUUCAUGUCUCGGUGCAUUCUCAAGUUGUUUUCCCGUAGCGUUUCUUGAGCCGCAUCUUAAUAAACAUAAUCAAUUUUCUUUGCUAAAUCGUAUUGCUGAUAAUUCUCUCGAGGCACAAGACAUUAUGACGCGGAUGGACUCAAGUAUGCCGACAUUAGAAACAAUUUUAGCAGAAGUAGACCAAUUUGUCGAGUCAGAACUAACUUAUAUCGAUGCCCCACAUAUCGUUGAUGUCAUACUACCUCUACUGUGUUCUUAUCUACCAUUCUGGUGGGCUCAGGGUCCAGAUAAUGUCAAUCCCACCGAAGGUACUUAUGUCAGUAUGGUAACCAGUGACCACAUGAAUCAAUUAUUGAAAAAUGUAUUAAAAUUAAUUAAAAAAAAUAUUGGUAAUGAAAACGCCCCAUGGAUGACACGUAUUGCUGCUUAUACACAACAAAUAAUUAUAAAUUCCUCAGAGGAAUUAUUGAAAGAUCCAUUUUUACCGUUAGCGGAAAGAGUUAGAAAACGCACGGACAAUAUGUUUCACAAAGAAGAAUCAUUACGUGGUUUUAUUAAGUCAUCAACUGAUGAUACUUCUCAAGUUGAAGCGCAAAUACAAGAAGAUUGGCAAUUACUUGUACGUGACAUUUAUUCUUUCUAUCCGUUGUUAAUAAAAUAUGUUGAUCUUCAACGUAAUCAUUGGCUGAGAAAUAAUAUUUCUGAGGCUGAAGACUUGUACAAUCAUGUGGCGGCAAUUUUUAAUAUUUGGUCAAAGUCACAAUACUUUCUUAAAGAAGAACAGAAUUUUAUUUCUGCAAAUGAAAUUGAUAAUAUGGUACUUAUUAUGCCUACCGCUAUACGAAGAACUGCUACUGUUACUGAUGGAUCUGCUCCUGUUGGUGGCGGAAAGAAAAAGAAAAAGAAUCGUGAUAAAAAGCGUGAUAAGGAUAAAGAAGUCCAAGCAUCAUUAAUGGUAGCCUGUUUAAAACGUUUAUUACCAGUAGGACUUAAUUUAUUUGCCGGUCGUGAGCAAGAAUUAGUUCAACACUGCAAAGAUCGUUUUCUGAAAAAACUUCCCGAGACAGAUAUUGCAGAAUUUGCAAAAAUACAACUGACGUUACCAGAUAAAAUAGAUCCUGCAGACGAAAUGUCUUGGCAGCACUACUUGUACUCGAAACUGGGACAGAAGAAAGACAUAGUUGAAUCUGGUAAAACGCCACAAACUGAAGACGUUGUUAUGAGAAUCACCGACAUGGCCAAAGUUCUCUAUGGAUUGCAUAUGAUUGAUCAUCCUCAGCAGCAAGGCAAGAGUAGUUACAAAUCCGUGGUCUCUAUUCAACGGAAACGAGCGGUUAUCGCUUGUUUCCGUCAGAACCCCUUACAUUCCUUACCCAGACAUCGCGCUAUAAAUAUAUUUGCAAGAACUUAUUAUGAGCUGUGGCUUCAAGAUGAAAAUGUUGGACAGGAAAAAAUGAUUGAAGAUUUAACGCAAACUUUCGAAGACGCGGAACUUAAAAAAGUCGAUUCUGCGGAAGAUGAAGGAAAACCUGAUCCCUUAACCCAAUUGGUAACGACUUUCUGUCGUGGUGCAAUGACUGAACGUACUGGUGCACUGCAAGAAGAUUUUCUGUAUAUGAGUUACGCUCAGAUUAUUUCAAAAUCUUGUGGAGAAGAAGAAGAAGAGGGCGAGGAUGAAGAAGGUGGCGGUGGAGGUGGUGAAGAAGAUGGCAGAGCUGCAAUUCAUCCGACAAAUAAUCAAGUAUUGAGGCCAAUGUAUAAAUUAAUGGCGCAAGAAAUGGAAAAGCAAAAGUUACUGUUUCAUCAAGCACGACUUUCAAAUCGUGGGGUUGCGGAGAUGGUUCUUUUGCAUAUAUCAGCAUGUAAAGGAGUACCAAGUGAAAUGGUAAUGAAGACUCUAGAAUUAGGAAUAUCAAUUCUUCGCGGUGGUAAUAUUGAAAUACAGCGAGGAAUGUUGAAUCAUUUGAAAGAGAAAAAAGAUGUUGGUUUCUUUACAUCAAUCGCUGGAUUAAUGAACUCCUGCAGUGUGUUAGAUCUCGAUGCAUUUGAGAGAAACACAAAAGCUGAAGGUUUGGGUGUAGGAUCUGACGGUGCUGCUGGUGAAAAAAAUAUGCACGAUGCUGAAUUCACAUGCGCUUUGUUCAGAUUUAUUCAAUUGACUUGUGAAGGCCACAAUUUAGACUGGCAAAAUUAUUUAAGAACACAAGCAGGAAAUACGACAACAGUUAACGUUGUUAUAUGUACAGUAGAUUAUUUAUUGAGAUUACAAGAAUCAAUAAUGGAUUUCUAUUGGCAUUAUUCGAGUAAAGAAUUAAUUGAUCCUGCUGGAAAAGCAAAUUUUUUUAAAGCAAUCAGUGUCGCUAGUCAAGUAUUUAAUACACUUACGGAAGUUAUUCAAGGUCCUUGCGCUCAAAAUCAACAAGCACUUGCACACUCACGUUUAUGGGAUGCUGUCGGUGGUUUCCUAUUUUUAUUCUCUCAUAUGCAAGAUAAGUUAUCAAAGCAUUCAAGUCAAGUAGAUUUAUUAAAAGAGUUAUUGAAUUUACAAAAAGAUAUGAUUACUAUGAUGUUAUCUAUGCUUGAAGGAAAUGUUGUAAAUGGUACAAUUGGUAAACAGAUGGUAGAUACUUUAGUAGAAUCAGCGGGUAAUGUUGAAUUGAUCCUUAAGUACUUUGAUAUGUUUUUGAAACUUAAGGAUCUUAUUUCCUCGCCAAGUUUCCUUGAAGUUGAUCUUAAUAAAGACGGAUGGGUGUAUCCGAAAGAUUUUAAAGAGAAAAUGGAACAACAAAAAAGUUAUACACCGGAAGAGAUGGAAUUUUUAUUGGCAUGCUGUGAAACAAAUCAUGACGGUAAAAUAAAUUACGUGGCUUUUAUGGAUCGAUUCCACGAGCCAGCAAAAGAAAUUGGAUUUAACUUGGCGGUAUUGCUAACAAAUUUAUCGGAACAUAUGCCAAAUGAACCUCGUCUUGCACGUUUCCUCGAGACAGCUGGUUCAGUUCUAAAUUACUUUGAGCCAUUCCUCGGUAGAAUUGAAAUCUUGGGUGGUAAUAGAAAAAUAGAACGUGUUUACUUUGAAAUAAAGGAAUCAAAUAUUGAGCAGUGGGAAAAACCGCAAAUUAAAGAAUCGAAACGGUCGUAUUUCUACAGUACGGUUGUUGAAGCUGGCGACAAAGAAAAGCUUGAAACGUUUAUUAACUUUUGUGAGGAUGCUAUUUUUGAAAUGCAACAUGCAAGUGCACUUAUGGCCAUUGAGGAAAGUGGAGGAAUCGGUAAAGCACGUGAAUCAUCGUACACAUAUAUUACUGAUGAUGAUGAAGAGAAAAAUAAAGAUCCAAUUAGACGCGGUAUUCAAGCUUUCAAAGAUGGAGUUUCAUCUUUCUUUGCCAUGUUUUCAAUAACAAAUAUUAAAAAUAAAAUUGCUGAAAUGCAACAAAUGACGAUACCUGAACUAGUUAUUGGUUUCUUCAAAAUUAUAUUCUAUGCGUUUUAUUAUUCUGGAUUUGGUGUCGGUAUUGUUAUUAAUUACUUUUUGAAAUUCUUAUUGGCAUUAAUGCGUGGCCCACAUGUCGAAGAACCUGUUGUUGAAGUUAAGGAAGAAGAAGAAAAAUAUUCACGGCAUUUACCUACACUACCCCCUACACCUGAUGAAUCUAAUUUACAAGUACAAGCAUUUGGUAUGGAUAUAACUAAAGAAGAAGGUGGUCAAAUAAAAAUAGCAGCCCAUGAAUCGAAUCCCUCGUCUCUACAGUCUAGUAUAGACGAACCAGGUGAAAGUACUCCUGAAGAAGGAUUAGUUGAAAAUGCUAAUAAAGCUGAAGGAGAGACUGAAGGACCUGUUACUUUAGCUGAUCUUCUUGGCGGUGAACAAGCAAGAGCUCAAGCAGCAGCAACAGCUGAAGCAGCAGCAGCACAACAAGCAGCAAUGGCUGCAGUUGAAGCUGAAGCUAAACAAGAAAUCGUAGCCGAGCCAUCAACUGGUUAUACAUUUGACUUUUCAGCCUACACGCAUCGUAUUCUUUCUUGGUUGGCUAGAAAUUUCUACAAUCUUAAAAUUGUAGCCUUGAUUCUCGCCUUCUUGAUAAAUGUUACUCUCUUGUUCUAUCGAGUAUCGUCUCUGGUGGAUGAUGAAGAUGGCAGUGGAGAUUCGAUUGAUGACAUCUUGGAAGAAAUGUCCGGAGCCAGUGGUUCGGGAUCGGGUAGCGGUUUUGCAGAAGUAGCAAGUAGUGGAGAUGAUGAAAACGGAUUCGAAGAGGAUGAAGAUCCACUUGAAUAUGUUUCAGUACCAGAUGAUUAUUAUUAUAUGUCUCAUCUGAUGAGAAUAAUGGCCGGUUUACAUUCACUUGUAUCAUUAGCGAUGCUUGUUGCUUACUAUCAUCUCAAAGUGCCACUUGCUAUUUUCAAACGUGAGAAAGAAGUUGCUCGUAGAGUUGAAUUUGAUGGUUUGUAUAUUGCCGAAAGUCCAGAAGACUCAGAAUUGAAAGCACGUUGGGAUAAAAUUGUUAUAUCUGCCAAAACUUUCCCUGUUAACUAUUGGGAUAAAUUUGUUAAGAAAAAAGUUAGACAAAAGUACAGUGAGACCUAUGACUUUGAUAGUAUUAGUAACCUCUUGGGAAUGGAAAAAACUUCAUUUAGUCAACAGGAAGAAGAAGGAUCUGGAAUAAUUCAUUUCUUCUUCAGCAUUGAUUGGAGGUACCAGUUAUGGAAAGCAGGAGUUACAAUAACAGAUCAAUCUUUCUUGUACAGUUUGUGGUACUUUACAUUCUCAAUUCUCGGCAAUUAUAACAAUUUCUUUUUCGCUGCUCACUUACUGGAUGUCGCAGUUGGAUUUAAAACCUUAAGAACUAUUUUAGAGUCUGUUACACACAAUGGAAAACAAUUAGUAUUAACUGUUAUGCUGCUUACAAUUAUUGUGUACAUUUACACAGUUAUUGCCUUCAAUUUCUUCCGUAAAUUUUAUAUACAAGAAGAGGAUGAUGAAGUUGAUAAGAAAUGUCAUGACAUGCUGACGUGUUUCAUAUUUCAUCUUUAUAAAGGAGUAAGAGCUGGAGGUGGUAUUGGUGAUGAAAUUGGUGAACCUGAUGGAGAUGACUACGAAGUUUGGCGAAUUAUGUUUGAUAUUACAUUUUUCUUCUUUGUAAUUGUUAUUCUUUUGGCUAUCAUCCAAGGUUUGAUUAUUGAUGCAUUCGGAGAGCUUCGUGAUCAAUUGGAAAAUGUUAAAACAAAUAUGGAAAGUAAUUGUUUUAUAUGCGGAUUGGGUAAAGAAUAUUUUGAUACAGUACCACAUGGAUUUGACACACACGUUCAACAAGAACAUAAUUUAGCUAAUUACAUGUUCUUCCUCAUGCAUCUUAUUAAUAAACCGGACACAGAAUACACUGGUCAAGAGACCUACGUAUGGAAUAUGUAUCAACAAAGAAUGUGGGACUUUUUCCCAGUUGGUGACUGUUUCAGAAAACAAAACGAAGCGGGCGAAGAAGAAGUCAAGAAAAAAUAAUUAUAAGUGUUUUAUUUUUUUUUUCUAUUUAUAAAUAUUAAAUUU
Microplitis mediator is the source of this 16215-nucleotide messenger RNA. It is a transcript of the gene RyR, whose product is annotated as ryanodine receptor. Gene Ontology annotation, biological process: intracellular calcium ion homeostasis; calcium ion transmembrane transport. Gene Ontology annotation, cellular component: sarcoplasmic reticulum membrane; Z disc; sarcolemma. NCBI's taxonomy places the organism in Eukaryota, Metazoa, Arthropoda, Insecta, Hymenoptera, Braconidae. The coding region runs from base 754 to 16170 and encodes 5138 amino acids. The record is from RefSeq and is a predicted model, not a curated record. Gene Ontology annotation, molecular function: protein binding; ryanodine-sensitive calcium-release channel activity. The transcript is spliced from 56 exons.